This is a messenger RNA of Lepisosteus oculatus (spotted gar), 1853 nucleotides long. RefSeq names its product mediator complex subunit 30 (gene med30). The record is from RefSeq and is a predicted model, not a curated record. Lineage: Eukaryota; Metazoa; Chordata; Actinopteri; Semionotiformes; Lepisosteidae. Gene Ontology annotation, molecular function: transcription coregulator activity. Gene Ontology annotation, cellular component: mediator complex. Gene Ontology annotation, biological process: positive regulation of DNA-templated transcription.
UAGCGAACGCAAACCUUUCAGCGGACGAGGAGCCGUUUGCCGGUUGUGUAAAAUGAGCGGAGUAUCCUUAAGGAAAAGCAGCACCUCUGCGCCCUGAACUGGCGUUCAGUUGCACUGACACCCCGACCAUAUGCUUUUCGAGUUGUUUUUAGGGAAUGACAGCAUAUUUGUACAAAUUGUAAGCUGGCACGUGGGGAUUUUCAGCAUUUUGAUGGUGUGUGAUAUUGUGACGCUGAAGUAAGGACAUGGCCACACCUCCGGUCGCUGGCGCUGGCAUGCCCGCUGGAGCUUUUGGGGGGCAACAGGCACAGGCUGCCCGAGAGGUCAACACUGCCUCCCUGUGUCGCAUUGGGCAAGAAACAGUGCAGGACAUCGUCUUCAGGACUAUGGAGAUCUUCCAGCUCCUGAGGAACAUGCAGUUACCCAAUGGAGUCACGUACCAUGCAAGCACACAUCAAGACCGACUGGGAAAGCUACAAGAGCAUCUGCGGCAGCUCUCUGUGCUCUUCAGGAAGCUCAGGCUGGUGUAUGACAAAUGCAAUGAAAACUGUGCUGGGCUGGACCCUGUACCUGCAGAGCAGCUGAUACCGUACGUAGAAGAUGAUGGAUCAAAGCACGAUGACCGUUCAACAAAUCUGGCUCGCUACGCAACUGAGGAAAGGAGAGAGGUGUUGGAGGUGAACCAGAAGCUUAAACAGAAGAAUCAACAGCUGAAGCAAAUAAUGGAUCAGCUCCGCAACCUCAUCUGGGAAAUAAACUCCAUGCUGGCGGUGAGGAACUGAUCUACCAACAUCUGUGCUGUCCUGAAGAAAGCAUCUGCUCAGCAGCACAUUGCAGGAAUGAACACAUUUCUGGGUUGCAGGAAAAGGUUGUUUAUCUUUUAAAUUAUUUUUGUUGGCAUUGUGAGGUUACAAUGAUUUCAGAACGCAGCUUAAUUUGCCUGAUAUCCAGCUGCAUCUUUAAAAGCAGAAUGUUUUUAAUUGUUAAUUAUUCUGAGCAUUAUAAUGAUUGUCCACAAAAUAUUGUAAGCCCUUCUGAUUGUAAAAUAAGUCUUAAUUUAAAGUUUUUUGUAGUUCUUGUUGUAUUAUGUGGCUUUAGGCUUCAUGUAUAGUGCAAAAUUAUAAAUGCAUGUAGUUUUCCUACUUAAAACAUUCGUGCAUCUUCUAAUAUAUUCUCAUUCUGUUUCUGCCUUCGGAUUUGUUCAGAAAGAUGAAGAUUGAUCAGGCAAAAGGGAUCUUUCAGUUCUUUGUCCCCAGGCCAUUUCUGAAUUUUUUCAAGCAGGUCACAGCAUGAGGCAAGGAAAAGCACAGAGUUCUCUCUGCCAGUAGCUGCUUGCUCAUCAGAACACUAAAAUAUCUGCAUAUAAUGAAUAAUUGAUUUGAUCAUUGUUAUUUUUUUAUGUCUGUUACAUAAGAAUAUUUACAUAAAAAUAUUUAUAAUGUCACUGAGGUUAAAGAUAAUAGAACAUUUUAGAAAAGGAGGCCCACAGCAGAUUGAAAACAAGGAAAGAAACCAAUUUUGGUCACGUUGUUUACUUUUGUGAAAGUAAUAACGCUCUUAUGUAAUAUCCUAUGUAUAAUGUAUGAAAAAAAUGUGCAUUUCUGAAAAGGGAAAGCCAUUGUUUUGACCAACCUAGAAGGGUACUGAGAUUGUCAUUGCUGUUUCUUGAACUGUUAAAAUAUUUUUAAAAGGGUAAAUGGAAAAGCUUUGGCCUUUUACUUUUGUUACAUUUGAAAAGCCUUGUAGUCUGUCGCUGUUUUGUAACAUUUCCAAGGCUAUAGAGGAAUCACCUACUGCUUUUUUUCUGCAUUAAAACCAACAUGAAGAAUAAAAUCGAUUGCAGCACUAAGGAA